AUGGAACCGCCUCCCCAACGACGGACUGGACUCCGGUCGCCAGUCCCUCCUGCCUCUGCAGUUUCACCUAACCCGUCACGCGCGGGCUCGAAGCAGAGCAACCGACCUAGUUCGAGCGGCAGCGACACAUCGGGCUCCUCACAUCUGUCUGUCGUCAAGAGAUCACCUUACAGCCAACAAUUACCUGUGUUUAUCUCGCAUAACAAUACAGGCAAUGCCUCGCUAUCAUCCCAUAACCGACCGUCUGCGCAGUACAUGCCUCGAGACGGCGGCGCGAAGCAGAGUCUAGGGCCUCCGCCCGAACUCCAAAAGCAUCGCCCACGACAGCACUCACAGGGAUACUUCGAGCCCUCAAUGCCCUCCGCCUCGCUUGCAAGCCAGUCGCAGCUCCACGAUCAUACAGGAAUGCCUGCGCUUAACCCUUCUCAGAUUGCUGCACAGGCUGCGAUGCAGCACCUGAAUGCCACGAACCAUUCCCGCAAAAGAUCGCAGACAGUGCCAUUUCCACAAGAGCAGAGCCAACAGGAAGGUCGCCGAAACAGUAGAGGGUCUGCGGGCUCUCACGAGGGUCAACCCUCAGCUCCAGCCCCCGAACAACAGUAUCGAAACGGAUUAAUAGGCACCAAUGCAGCGGCAACAGCAGCCAGCGUCGUGUUCCCAAGGAAUUUCGCAUCUGCUAGUCAGGUGUCGUUGGUGGAGGAAGAGAAGUCAAAGAAGGGUUUGAAGAGAUUUAGACCGAAACAUAUUGUGCUGUCAAGGGACAAGGACAAAGAGCCCAAAGAGAAGCCUCUACCCUCUCCAAACCGACUAGCACCAAGUGGUCUGUCGAAGGUUAUGAAUGCCUCAACCACGAGCCUAACUGAGUCACUGUCUUCCAACUCCUCCUCCAUGUAUCAGCUGGCCAACCCGUCGUCAUCAACUAUCGUUCCCAUUCCAGAGCAAAAGGAGCAGAAAGACAAGGCCCACAAACACCAUGGUCUGCGCCAGAAACUGAAACUAAAGGACAAGGAUGAGACCUUUGCGCUUCCGUUGUCUUCUGCUAACUCCAAUUCCCGUCCAGUGGACAUCAAUAAUCCUCAAUCCCUCUACUCCUUUGCUCCUCCGUCUCCUAACCCGUCGUCCAACUUUGCCAAAUCAGUCUCAGGACUCGACCUUCGGCAUGGAGGCCGUGCUCUUCGGGAGAAGAAGAAAGAAGAAAAAGCUCAGGCAGCAUUCGCCAACCUCGAACCUGUCUACAGCCGAGGAGAAAGCGACACCUCGGAAUGGCCUUCUCUCGGAACUAGCUUUACCAACCAGUCAGUCAGUAAUUUCAAUACGUACAGCGAGAUCAAAGAAGCCGGUGCGAACUUCGGUCUUUCCAAUAUGUCCGCCGAUGACGCUUGGGAUCUUCUGAGGGCAAAGAUAUUAGUGACGUUCGAAGGAGAAGAUGUACGAAUAGCAGUUGAAGACCUGAACAAGCUCGUCACCAUUCACGUGCAAAGAUGUGUGCAAAGGAAAGAUCCAAGCAUUGUCAUUGGAGACCUCGAAGACCUCCUGAAGACUGGGCUUCUCAGCCUCAAUCAUACCUUGCGCAACGUCGCUGAUAACAGCCUCGUCCCUAGGCUGGUGAGUAUAUGGAUGGAGGUGUUUGGCAAAAUUCUCCCCUUCAUGCAGGCUGUCUUCCUUCCACUUGAUCAAGAAUUCAAGGGAAGAGGCACCAUACUCACAACCCCCAAGAUGGCUGCGGAAUUCUGGGGAGCUCUACCAAGCCAUGAUAGUGGUAGCAAGCUGUCGUCAUCACCGGCAUCCGGUGAGGGCAUAGAUCUUGUGGUCGCUGCAGGUGAAGAGCUAGAGGUCAGACGCAUUCUGCUCAUCAGCUACCGCGAUACCAUCGUGCUACCACGCUAUGAGGUGCUUAAGUCGACUUUCUCACGACUGAGUCUCGACAGCAUCAACGCUUCCAUAAUGCAAUUUGAUAACGGCAACAGAAAUCGUGGUAACAGCGGCGGGAGUGAUAGACCCGGGACUGCGCAAGGCACUGAGCCAACAUAUGGCAGCUACAACUCUCAGAGCAGCACAUUGCUGGGCAGCAUGACGUCCGGUGGCAGGUCUCGUGCGACGUCCAAUCUGUCGGUGGUGAGCAAUCCUGCACAGGACGUGGCUUUUCAAUCAUUUAGUUCCCCACCAGCAGCCAGACCGACUGAUAGUUCAUCCUCGCACGUUACGGAAACUGUGGGUCGAAUGCUACAAUGUCUCUCAGUCUUAUGCUCGAUACAGUCAGGAGACGAAGCUCAGAAUAAGAUGGAGGAACUUAACAAGCAACUAAAGCUGAACUGGUUGGGUCGGGGUCGCACUGGUAGAAACCGCAAAGGCUUUGUUGGAAGCAGAGUCCGACCUAUGGGACGUGGACUCGACCGCGAAGGGAGCCCUACGCCGACCCCUACCCGACAGGGAACGGUGAGUAGGCAGAGCGACGAUGCUGGCUGA
Messenger RNA from Cladophialophora psammophila CBS 110553, 2466 nucleotides. RefSeq lists its product as uncharacterized. The transcript has a single exon. Gene Ontology annotation, cellular component: TORC2 complex. Gene Ontology annotation, biological process: TORC2 signaling. NCBI's taxonomy places the organism in Eukaryota, Fungi, Ascomycota, Eurotiomycetes, Chaetothyriales, Herpotrichiellaceae. The coding region runs from base 1 to 2466 and encodes 821 amino acids. The record is from RefSeq and is a predicted model, not a curated record.